AUGAAUUAGUCUAAUUCUAAAAUAGAAAAACAAAUCAUAUCUCCUAAACAAUAAUGUAUACUUCCAAGUCUUUAUUGUGAUUACAGUGCAAGGAAAAAAUAAAAAUUAAAGACUUAUUUUCGAUAAGAAUAAAGUUCUUCAAUAAGUCCUAAUAAACAGAUUAUCAAGACAUAAAGAGAUCUUUUGAAACAAAUGGAUUCUGAAAGAAAUUCAGAACUUUAUUCUUUUGAAGAUGAAGUUAGCAGAUCUUUUAAAUUUUAAAGAAAGUCAAGAUAGCAUCAAAGAAAUAAAAUCUUGAAUCAGCCAAUUCAAAACAAAAAACCUUUGUUAACAGAUACUACAUAAAUUGAAACAGAUACUCCUUAUUUUAAAGAUAAAGAAUCAUCUUUUAGUUAAUCUAAUGAUGAAAAUGAGGAGAAAAAUGAAAAUAAAAUUGAUUUAAAACUUGAAGGAGAGACUGGAAAAGCAUUAAAAUAGAUAAGCCAUAAAAUAAGUAAUUUUAUGUUUAUCAUUUUUUUCAGAUCAAGAAUUAAAUAAUUCAUUUUAUCAUUUUAUAAAAAAAUCUGAAAAAAUGAAAGAUUUAAUUCAAAAUUUUCAGCAAAAAGACAAUCUAAGUCCAAUUCAUUAUUAUUGCUUAAAUGAUAGCAUAUUUCCAAAAAGAAUUGAAUUAAAUAAAUAAGAUGUUAAAGAAAUUAAUUUAUCAGAUUUAGGAUUAACACCAAAAUAUAUUCCAUUGAUUAGAAAUUUAUUAAGCUAAAAACGUGAUAAAAAUAUCAAAUCAAUUGAUAUCAGUCAAAAUAAAAUUAAUGAAUGGUCAUUAAAGUUAUUAAUUGAUGUUUUCCCUUCAAAAGUCAAAACCAUCAAUUUAUCUCUUAAUUAAUUAAACCGUCGAGGAGCAGUUCUUUUGUCUGAACAUUUAAAAAACUUUGAAAAGUAUAAUACAAUUAUUACUCAGUCUGAGGUUCUUGAAUUUAAAAGGAAAUCAAAUAGGUGAUAUAGGAACUGUAACAAUUUUAGAAGCAUUAAAACCAAGUUUGAAAAUAAAAAAAUUAAAUUUAUCAGACAAUGCUAUUUCUGAUUCCAUUGGCUAUGAAUUAAAAGAAUUUAUAAUAAAAAAUUAAUCCUUAUAAGUUAUAAGUCUAAAUUGGAAUUAAUUAGGCCCUAUAGCUGGAUUAUUUAUAGCAAAAGGAUUAAAUUAUAAUAAAUCAAUUAAGGUAGUUGAUUUAAGUUAUAAUAAAAUUGGAUAGAGUGAUAAUAAUUAUGAAUGUAUUAAGGAAUGGUGUUCAUUGUUAAGUAAUACAUAUACAGAAUUGAUUCAUCUAGAUCUAUCUUAUAAUUAAUUUAAUGAGAAAUAACUUUAAUUAAUUAAUUAUUCAAUUUUAAAGAAUUCUCGUUUAUAUGGAUUACAUGUUGAAGGAAAUAAAUGUUUGGCUCAUGUAGAUCCUUUAGGAUUUAUAUAAUUUCCAUAGUAAAUCAAAGGAUAAUAAAGUAUGUAACCAAAACAUUAAAAUAUUGAUGGUGUUAAUUUCAUACCUAUGUUAAAUGAGAAUGAAAAUGGAUCUGAUUGUUGUUGGAUUUGUUAAGGAUGGAUGGAAUAUCAUUUUAUUUAUGAACCUGAACCAGAAGAAUCUUAAACUGAUUCUAUUUAUUUGCAUUUAGAUUUUUUAGAGUAAAACCAUAUGAGUAUAUUAGUUUCAAACCUAUAUCUAUGAUAACAAGUAAAGAAUUAUGGAAAUAAAUAAGUAAUAAAUUUAACAGUAAUACAGUUUUGGAAGAUUUAACAACAGGAGAAAUAAUUCAUUAAUUAAAAUAUGCUUUUAGUGCUGGUAAGAUAAUUACAAUGACUGCUAUAAAUGAUGCUUAUACAGAAGAUAAUAAGAUUAAGGAUGAUAUGAAAUCAAUUUUAUAAGAAUUAAAUUCAAAGUUUUUUUUCACUUCAUAUUAAAUGUGUCCUCCUAACUAAAAAAUACUUUAUUUUUUUUCAAAUCCAACUGGAAAAGGAAUAUUUAUUAAUCCAAGAUUUCCAAUAAUAUAAUUAAGAUCUAAUGAAAAUAUUGAAUUGAUUAUGGAUAAAGAGAAAGUAUUUUUUUAUCCUGAUGGAUCUCAGAUCUCAUUAUCUCAAGUAGAUCAAGUUAAUUAUUUUUAAACUAAAUAAAUGUUUGUUAUAGAUUAAAAGAAUUAAUAUAAACCUUUAGUAAAAGUAAUUCCUAGAUGUUUAGAAAAUAAAUACUUUUUAAAAAGAUUUGCUGUUGAUGCAUCUAAACAAAAAUCAAAUUUAAUUUAUUGGUAAAAAGAGUAAUCAGCCUUUAAAUCUUAUUAAGGAGACACUCAAGAUGUUUUGGAUGAAUGUUUUUAAUUUGAUUGGACUUGUAUGGGAAUAUAACAUUUUCUAAAAAAUGAAUAAGAAGUAGAAAAAGUAAUUGAGAUUAUGAGAUCACAUUAUCCAAAACUAAAAGAUAUUUAUAAAUAUUAUUCAAGUUUUGGAUAUAAUGUAAAUAAAUAAUAAAAUGGUUAUUAAGUAGAAACAUUCAAUAUUCCUCUAAAUUUAAUUUAUGAUCUAACCUAAGAAUUACUACCUUAAGAUAUAUAAAUUGAAGAAGUAUAAUCUUAAGUUAAUUAAAUUAAAUAUAAUUGUGAUUCUAAAUAUAUAUAUAAUCCAGAGAAGGGUUUUGUUAGAUAUUAAUUUAUUGAAUUUAUUUUUAGAAUAGCUUUAUUAGUAACGAAAUAAAAAUAGAAACCUAAAUAAAUUGUAGAUGAAGUUUAUCGAAUAUUUUAAGUAUUAACAGAAAGAUUUGCAGCAUUUGAUAAUUAAUAGUAAUGGAGAGAAGAACGUUUAUGGACUAAAGAAUGUGGAAAUUUAAUAUAUAUAAAAUAAGGUUUUAUUUAAAGAUUACAUGAUUAUGUUGCAUGUAUUAAAAAUAAGAAAUGGACAUUUAAAUUAAAAUGGAUAGCAUUAACAGAAUUUAUAGACUUUUGUAAUUAAAUGGGAUUUCAAUAAUUUUUGAGUGAAACUUAAUUAAAAAUCAUUUAUAANAAGUAAUAAAUUUAAUAGUACUGCAGUUUUAGAAGAUUUAACAACAGGAGAGAUAAUUCAUUAAUUAAAACAUGCUUUUAGUGCUGGUAAGAUAAUUACAAUGACAGCUAUAAAUGAUGCUUAUACAGAAGAUACUAAAAUAAAAGAUGAUAUGAAAUCAAUAUUAUCAGAAUUGAAUUCUAAGUUUUUCUUCACUUCUUAUUAGAUGUGUCCUCCAAACUAAAAAAUACUUUAUUUUUUUUCUAAUCCUACUGGAAAAGGAAUAUUUAUAAAUUCAAGAUUUCCAAUAAUAUAAUUACAAACUGCUGAAAAUAUUGAAUUAAUUAUGGAUAAAGAAAAAGUAUUUUUUUAUCCUGAUGGAUCUCAGAUUUCAUUAUCUUAAGUAGAUUAAGUGAAUUAUUUUUAAACUAAAUAAAUGUUUGUUAUAGAUUAAAAGAAUUAAUACAAACCAUUAGUAAAAGUAAUUCCUAGAUGUUUAGAAAAUAAAUACUUUUUAAAAAGAUUUGCUGUUGAUGCAUCUAAACAAAAAUCAAAUUUAAUUUAUUGGUAAAAAGAGUAAUCAGCCUUUAAAUCUUAUUAAGGAGACACUCAAGAUGUUUUGGAUGAAUGUUUUUAAUUUGAUUGGACUUGUAUGGGAAUAUAACAUUUUCUAAAAAAUGAAUAAGAAGUAGAAAAAGUAAUUGAGAUUAUGAGAUCACAUUAUCCAAAACUAAAAGAUAUUUAUAAAUAUUAUUCAAGUUUUGGAUAUAAUGUAAAUAAAUAAUAAAAUGGUUAUUAAGUAGAAACAUUCAAUAUUCCUCUAAAUUUAAUUUAUGAUCUAACCUAAGAAUUACUACCUUAAGAUAUAUAAAUUGAAGAAGUAUAAUCUUAAGUUAAUUAAAUUAAAUAUAAUUGUGAUUCUAAAUAUAUAUAUAAUCCAGAGAAGGGUUUUGUUAGAUAUUAAUUUAUUGAAUUUAUUUUUAGAAUAGCUUUAUUAGUAACGAAAUAAAAAUAGAAACCUAAAUAAAUUGUAGAUGAAGUUUAUCGAAUAUUUUAAGUAUUAACAGAAAGAUUUGCAGCAUUUGAUAAUUAAUAGUAAUGGAGAGAAGAACGUUUAUGGACUAAAGAAUGUGGAAAUUUAAUAUAUAUAAAAUAAGGUUUUAUUUAAAGAUUACAUGAUUAUGUUGCAUGUAUUAAAAAUAAGAAAUGGACAUUUAAAUUAAAAUGGAUAGCAUUAACAGAAUUUAUAGACUUUUGUAAUUAAAUGGGAUUUCAAUAAUUUUUGAGUGAAACUUAAUUAAAAAUCAUUUAUAAUUUUGCAAUGUAAACUCAUUAGGAUGAAUUAACUUAAGAUAGACAUUUAAGAAUGUCUACUGUUGAGUUUACAGAAGCUUUAGCUAGAAUAGCUGAAUUUAUUAGUCCAAAUGAAAAUGAUAUGAAUAAUAUUUCAAUUAAUAGAUUGAUACUUCCCUUACAUAUUAAAUUAGAAAACCUUUUAACUCACAUUUUUAUUACUUUAAGAAUUCUUAAGUAUUUAUAUUUAUAUAUAAAGAGUGAAUAACUUUGA
Paramecium primaurelia is the source of this 4580-nucleotide messenger RNA. The record is from the annotation of a GenBank genome assembly. NCBI's taxonomy places the organism in Eukaryota, Ciliophora, Oligohymenophorea, Peniculida, Parameciidae.